GGAUUAUUACAGUAGAACUUCGAUAAAUUCUCGAGCAGAAGAAACGGAUGAAAUCUUAGGAUUGAGCAAAUUAGUCUUACAUUGUUUUCGUUGUCUACUUUCUAUUGUUGUCGAUAGACCCUUUCAAAUUCGGUGUUCUGUUUCAUCGUUGAGUCGUGGCCCAACCAUUAGAGAUACCGAAGACACAAACACAUGACAUGACCGGAGAAGAUGAUAGCAGUCCCCUUGCAGCAAGAAACGAUCCAACAAGUGAUUUAAUAUGCUUACUUCUGGAGGAAAUGAAAGUAUGGGUACAGCUUGUGGAGAGAGAUCCGGAAAUCCCUCAUGUUGCAAGCGAAAAUGAAACAAAUAUCUUACAUUGGAUAGAAAGCCACCAGCAAGAGUAUCUCGACAGGAGAAAUAAUAUCUCGGAUUUGGAAAAAACCAUCACGGGACUUACAGAUGCUAGUGAGGCAAAUUCGGAAAGCAUGGAAAGGACACUUAAUAAGAUGGAGCUAGACAAGAACGAAGAGACGAAUAGAAAGUCAAGACUGAAGAUAAGAAUCCAAAAGAUAGAGUUGGAGAUAGUUAUUAUUGAACUUAGGGAGAAAGACUUGGAGGAAAUGAAAAAGAGAGUUGGAGCGCUGAAAGAAGCCUGGGAGAAAGCCGUGUCAUCGGUCUGCUAAGAACUGUGGAGCUCCGGGGGAGUAAGAGUCCCAAUAUGUAUAUUGAGAUCUUGGGAUUAUUGAAAUACCUCA
This is a messenger RNA of Botrytis cinerea B05.10, 737 nucleotides long. RefSeq lists its product as hypothetical. The record is from RefSeq and is a predicted model, not a curated record. The transcript has a single exon. Lineage: Eukaryota; Fungi; Ascomycota; Leotiomycetes; Helotiales; Sclerotiniaceae. Bases 198 to 665 code for a protein of 155 amino acids.